Messenger RNA from Sitodiplosis mosellana (orange wheat blossom midge), 1387 nucleotides. Its product is annotated as testicular acid phosphatase homolog. The record is from RefSeq and is a predicted model, not a curated record. Bases 26 to 1168 code for a protein of 380 amino acids. Gene Ontology annotation, biological process: dephosphorylation. The transcript has 3 exons. Gene Ontology annotation, molecular function: phosphatase activity. NCBI's taxonomy places the organism in Eukaryota, Metazoa, Arthropoda, Insecta, Diptera, Cecidomyiidae.
UUUAAAAUAAAAUUUUACGAAAAAAAUGGGUUUUCGAUUGCUAGUUUUAGGUUUUUUCUUAUUAACAGUUUCGUUAAAUGUAUGUACAUGUGCGUCGUCGACAAUAAUUUCAGCAGAUACUAACGAUACAUUGAUAUUCGCAAGUGUGAUCUAUCGCCAUGGUGAUCGGAACAUUAAUCGAAUGUAUCCAAACGAUCCGUACAAAGACGAAAUACACUGGCCUGAUGGUGGGAUUGGACAAUUGACAAAAGAAGGAAAGAGGCAACAAUAUCGGCUUGGGCAGUAUUUUCGAUAUAAAUACGGGAAACUACUUGGCGAUAAGUACUCAGCAAACAAAGUAUACAUUCAAUCGACUGAUACCGACCGAACAAUCAUGUCCGCUUUAGCAAACUUGGCUGCGGUCUUUCCACCCACCGCAGAGGAAGUAUGGAAUGAAGAUAUAAAAAAUUGGCAACCCAUCCCAGUUCAUACAGUACCCAAAAGUCUAGACAAUGUUUUAUCGGCUUCAAAAAACUGUCCGAAGUACAAAGUUGCAUAUGAGCAGUAUCUCAAAGAUUCACCGGAAGUGCAAAGAAUUGAGAGCGAAUACGCGGAUCUCUUCUCGCAUUGGACAGAAAUGUGCGGCGCAAAUAUCACAACAAUCACCGAUGUUUAUUGGUUGUAUAACACCCUUCAAAUCGAACAAGAUCACAACAAAACAUUGGCGCAUUGGGCGGAAGAAGCCAUCAAACCAAAUGGCACAAUGGAAUAUAUUGCGACAUUCGAUUUCAAAACAUACACGGACACACCAUUAUUGGCACGACUCAAAUCUGGUUUCUUACUCAACGAAAUUCUCGAACAUUUUGCACAAAAAAUGAACUCAACGCUACAGCCAAGCCGAAAUAUAUGGUUGUACUCCGCACACGACAUUACAAUUACAAAUAUGUUGAACAGUUUGUCAUUAUAUGAGUUGCACAUUCCACCGUAUGCGUCAAGUUUACACUUUGAAUUGUACAAAUCCAGCGACGAUGAACAUUACAUUCAGAUCUUUUAUCGCAAAUCGGACGAAGACGAGCUCUCGCCUAUGAAUAUACCCAAUUGUGGAGAAAAGUGCACAUUAGAUCGAUUCUAUGCAAUAUAUAACGAUAUCAUUCCAGGCGAUUUCGAUGUGGAAUGUAGCUUAUCUUAGUUAAAAGCCACGGAAACGUUACGAUUAAUCAAAUCUUAUCUCAACGUGUGACCAAACCGAUUAGUUUUAUCAUCCCAUAUGCAACGUUCGAUUUGGAUGGAUUAAAAGCUGUUAUGUAAACCAUACGUCAUCAUAAUCAAAUCUCAAGACACUUGUAAUCUUUUUCCUACGCAAUACAUUACCAUCAUAUAAAUGCGAAUAAAAAUAAAUCAAGUAGCC